This is a messenger RNA of Bombus impatiens (common eastern bumble bee), 1136 nucleotides long. Its product is annotated as N-acetylneuraminate lyase. Gene Ontology annotation, biological process: N-acetylneuraminate catabolic process. Bases 135 to 1067 code for a protein of 310 amino acids. The transcript has 8 exons. The record is from RefSeq and is a predicted model, not a curated record. Gene Ontology annotation, molecular function: 4-hydroxy-tetrahydrodipicolinate synthase activity; N-acetylneuraminate lyase activity. Lineage: Eukaryota; Metazoa; Arthropoda; Insecta; Hymenoptera; Apidae.
AGUCAAAACGUAACACGUGAUAUUCGAUACCAAGCAGAGAGAAUCUUAUCAGAGCCGCGGUUAAAAUAUUCCUCUUCGUCGCGUUAUGUACAGUACCCUAAUUGAAGCUCCACGAGUUCACUACACGUUCCAGAAUGCCGAAAGUAUCGUUCAACUAUAAGGGACUGAUCACCCCAGUAUUUACACCCUUUAAUAACGACAGCGCAAAAACCUUAAACUUGUCGAUUAUACCGCAAUAUGCCGACCAUUUGGCGAAGAAAAAAGUCACCGGUGUUCUUGUAAAUGGAACGACCGGGGAAGGCCCAUCCAUGACUACGAGCGAAAGAAAAUUAGUUGCCGAGGCGUGGGCAAAUGCCGUCAAAACAACGAAGCAACAUUUGAUGAUUCAAGUGGGCGGUACAUCUCUUCCUGAUGUUCUUGAACUUGCAAAACACGCUGAAAACGUUAAAGCAGAUUCCAUUCUCUGUCUACCGGAGUUAUACUUCAGCCCAAGCACUUCUGAGCAAUUGAAGGAUUAUUUGAAGCUAGUCGGUUCGGCAGCUCCAAAUACACCGCUUCUAUAUUAUCAUAUUCCGAGCUUGACUAACGUCGAUGUGCAUAUGGCGCAGUUUCUUGAAUCUGUCGGCGAGGAAGAGAUACCAACUUUCGUAGGAAUAAAAUUCACAAGUUCUAGCUUAGACGAAGGUGCUCAAGCUUUUCAUGUUACUAACGAUAAAUUCGCCGUAUUCCUUGGAAACGAUCAGUUGAUAACCGCUGCUUGUGCAUUAGGAAUGAAUUCCUUUAUAACAACAGGUUCGAAUAUGUUCUCCGAAAUUGUACUCGAAACUCUUGCAGCCGGUCUUGCAGGAAACGUCAUGAAAGGAAGAGAAACGCAACAACGUUUGACAAACGCUGUGAUGAAUGUAUCGAAAUAUGGAACCUGGGUAGAAACUAUGAAAACAGCAAUGACUCUGUUAACGGGCAUCAAUCCUGGACCUCCACGUGCGCCUCUGAAACCUUUGUCUGUUCAAACUGUAGCAUCAAUGGCGAAAGAUUUACAAAAUUUAGGAUUUAAUGUAAAACUCUAAUGUAUCAAUAAUGUAUGAAAAAUAAUGUUUACCAUUAUCUUUUCAAAUAAGAUUUAUGCAAAAUAAUAA